UUGUAACAGCUUACCAUCUCAUUGUUUACCAUCGCACACUCCGAAGACCAGAGAUAAAGAUACAGGGAAUGGUGGAACUAAUACAAAUAUGGGAAAGUUUGGGACGAUUGAUUCUGUAUUGAGCGAAAUCCCAAUGUCGGUGCCUUCUGCUGAAAUGAGCUUGAAUCAAGAUGAUGAAGUGGUGCCUUGGUUGAACUAUCCGGUGGAUCAAUCUCUACACAAUGAAUAUUCCGAUUUCUUGCCUGAAUUAUCUGGGGUCACUGUAAAUGAGACUUCUACUCAUAGUAACUUUGCAUCAUUUGAUAGAAGAAGCCAAUCCAUUAGAGAUUCCUGCACUGUUUCUCUAAAUAAUGGUGAGGUUUUUGAACAAGGAAAUCCAUCAAAGGUUCCUACACCAGCAGAUGAAGAAGCUAGGCCUACAAGUGGUGCCAGUCAAUUAUCCACGCUGCCAUCACAGCUAUGUCAAACGUCAUCCCCAUUUGUAAGAUCAAGAAUUUUGGAGAAUUUUGGUCAUAGCCUGGGUCAUACCUCCACCCACCAUGCCAUUUGUGGAGAUUCAAUUGAAGUUCAAGCAUCAGAUGGUGGUUUGCCUGGCAUUAAGAUGCAGAAACAAGAUCAAGCAGCGCCUUGUAAUAACACAGUCUUGAUGAAUUUUUCCCAUUUUUCACGUCCUGCUGCUCUUGUUAAAGCUAGUCUUCAGAAUAUAAGUGCUAUAGCUAGCAUUGAAAGGAUUGGAAGCAAGGAAAAGGGGUCUGCUGCCAGUAUUAGUGACCGUGCUGAUACCACGCUCAUUGAUUCAAGUAUUGAUUUACAGAAGGAAAAAUUUUCACAGUGCCAACCUACGAUGGUGCUGAUGAAGACUGAUAGAAAAGAAUCUGAAGCUAAGUCUCUAGAUGAACCAGUUACUGCUGAACCAAUUGAUGCCAUCUGUGAAGAAAAUGCCCCCAAGAAUGUUAAAAACCCUAGUCAAGUUAUUGGUGAGAGUGCUUCUAAGGGACUGCCAGAUGGUGAUAAGACUGUAGAGCCUGUGCUUGCUGCUUCCUCUGUUUGCUCUGGAAAUAGUGUAGAGAGAGCUUCUGAUGAUCCAGUAUAUAAUUUGAAGAGAAAAAACCGUGAUAAUGACGAGUCAGAAUGUCCUAGUGAAGAUGCUGAGGAAGAAUCUGUAGGUGUGAAAAAAGCAGUUCCUGCUCGAGGAGGUUCGGGGUCUAAGAGAAGCAGAGCAGCAGAAGUGCAUAAUUUAUCUGAAAGGAGGCGAAGGGAUAGGAUAAAUGAGAAGAUGCGUGCUUUACAGGAGCUCAUACCAAACUGCAAUAAGGUGGACAAAGCUUCGAUGCUUGAUGAGGCAAUUGAAUAUCUUAAGACACUUCAACUACAGGUGCAGAUUAUGUCCAUGGGAGCUGGCUUGUAUAUGCCACCAAUGAUGUUACCAACUGGAAUGCAACACAUGCAUGCAGCUCAUAUGGCCCAUUUUUCACCCAUGGGUGUUGGACUGGGAAUGGGUAUGGGUUUUGGGAUGCCAUUGCCUGACAUGAAUGCUGGAUCUUCUGCUCGUCCUAUGGUUCAGGUGCCUCCAAUCCAUGGAGCACCUUUUUCAGGCCCUGGCCCCACUACUCUCCAAGGGAUGGCAGGAUCUAACCUCCAGCUAUUCGGGCUUCCAGGUCAAGGACUUCCCAUGUCAAUGCCGCAUACACCCUUGAUUCCUAUUUCUAGUGGGCAUCUUAUGAAAUCGGCCAUCGGAUUGAGUGCCUGUGGACUGGUAGGCCCUAUGGAUAAUAUGGGUUCAGCUACAGCUUCUAUUUCAAAGGAUCCGGUGCAGAAUAUCAAUUCACAAGUGGCACAGAAUGCUAAUGUCAAUAGUUCAAUGAAUCAGACACCUAGUCAGUGUCCAACAACAAAUCAAAGUUUUGAACAGCCAGCUGCAGUGCAAGAGAAUGGUCAAGCAUCAGAAAUUACUGGUAGCGUACCUUUUAGAUCAGCCAGUGGAAAUGAAAAAGUACCUGAUAGGUCAUAACUGGUAGCUGUUAUGGUCUUUUUGAUUGGAGGAGAGGAAUCCAUUUUGCUUGCUAUGGAUACUGAAGCUUUUUCUCCCUGAUGAGAUUGAACCUCAAUGACGGUCAGCUGAAUAUAAUUUCAGGAUAAUACAGUCCCAAUUUGCACAGAUUUUGGUAUGUUGAGGAGACUUGAAAUCUUUUCUUGCAUAUGUACAUUCAUUUAUAUGAUCCAUGCAAAUAAUGCAAUGUUAACUAAGAGAUAAAUACCUAAUAGUAUGUAUUCAAAUCGUUGUACACCUCUGGGUAACUAAUUCUUUGAAUUGAUGAAAUGAUAAUUAUCUUCUGUUA
Theobroma umbraticum is the source of this 2339-nucleotide messenger RNA. It is a transcript of the gene PIF3, whose product is annotated as phytochrome interacting factor 3. Gene Ontology annotation, biological process: regulation of DNA-templated transcription. The record is from RefSeq and is a predicted model, not a curated record. Lineage: Eukaryota; Viridiplantae; Streptophyta; Magnoliopsida; Malvales; Malvaceae. Gene Ontology annotation, molecular function: DNA-binding transcription factor activity; protein dimerization activity.